GUCAUUUAUAAUCAGGCUCCGGGCGUAGUGUGGGUGUGUCUGCAUCAGUUGCCCGGAUGAUGGUGGGUGUGACUAAGGUGGUGCAAAAUGGCCGACUGCAUCGAGUCGACAUACGGCCACCGAGAGGAACAAGUUAUUAUCAUGGAUUCUGAGGAAUAUACAGAUGUUAGCUUACAUGAAAGUGCUACAGAUAAUCUUGCCAUACAUGUCAAGUCAAAAGCCGAUGGAAAGUUAAGAAUAAGAUGUAGAAAACUGAAGAAUCCAAGACGUGGAAAGCAGUUCAUGCAGCAAAAAGAAGAAAUAAAAAUGAUGAGGUCAGAGGAAACCCGGCUUGCCAAUCUCAAGUUACCAGGGAGCACAAAUGAUUCUGGCCCAGGGGAGUACACGGCCGCUUCUCCGCAUUGUUCCCCUGUGUCCCCACUUGACGAACGUGCAGUAUACGAGAGGUUGUCUCCCUUGGCCCGUUGGAAACUGCACAGCAGGGUACAGGAUUCUUUCUUUGUUCCGAUCUCACGCAAUGCAGACAACGGCAACCAGUUAUCAGGAUCAAAAGAAAAUUCUGAUAGCGUGUCACCCAACAGUUCUGGUUCCGAGUAUUCUAGUCCGAGUAACGAAGAUACACGCUACUUAAAUUUGAUAAAGAUCAAGCAGAUUCAGUCGGCAUUCACGAUAACAGAAGACAAGGAGAUCCCCGGUUGUGCGCUCUCGCUGGGUCAUGUCUAUGCCUUGAAGAAGAGGAUCAUUAAACGUGAGGAAGAAAUGAGCGGGGGCAAGAGCAUUGGCUCGGACGGAUCCUCAGAUCAGAGCUCGAAUAACUCGCCACAGAAUGUGGAGACUGACUCGACUGACAGCAGAACGGAUACUGAUUGUACAAGCUACAAACGAAAGCCCCUGCAGACAGAGCCCGUGGACCUGUCUGUGAAGAAGUCAAGUCCAGCCCACUGGUACGAAGACAUACAUCUGUCUGAGACUGAGAACCAGUCCGCUGCUAACGUAAGGAUGGGCUUCAGGGGGCUGGCCUUCUUAAAAAAAGAAGUGGAGGACCAGCCCACAGUCACUCUAGACUCCAUGAACAAGAUCGGCUCAGCUGCCCUCCUGUCCCUGCAGAGAAUUAAGGAGGCAAAUGAAGCGCGGCUCAUUUAUUUCAGACAGUACAAGCAUCGCCACCACCCUUACAAGUCAGACCCGUACAACAAGCUGACGAUAGACACAGGUCUGGGCCCAUACAGCCCGCCCCGCCUUGCCCCUAGAUCCCCGGUCUCACCCCACUAUUCCAGCUCGCCCGACAACCUAUCAGACCUGCAGAAAAAACGACGGGUGCACCGCUGCGACUUUGAUGGCUGCUCUAAGGUGUAUACAAAGAGUUCACACUUGAAGGCGCACAGAAGAACUCACACAGGUGAAAAGCCAUACAUAUGUACAUGGGAAGGGUGCACAUGGCGGUUUGCACGGUCCGACGAACUGACGCGCCACUAUCGUAAACACACAGGGGACAAGCCUUUUAAAUGUCAGAUUUGCGAGCGAGCCUUCUCCCGCUCGGAUCAUCUCUCGCUUCAUAUGAAGAGACACUGAUUCUGAUUGGCUGUGCGCAAGUGAUCUUUGUUGUGGUGACUUGUGACGUACUGCCAUUGUUUUGGUGCCAAGUGUCCUCCCCGUGUUGACAAAUCAAGUUUUUCCAGCAAUAACAGUGCUACUGCUGCCAGGGCCUUGCUCCUGUGAUGCCAGGGUCUGCAUUUGAUUCAUAUGGUGCAAGUUGUUGAGGAUAUGUAAAACAUUUUCUGCAUGCGCAUGUAAAACACAUGCCUAGACCUGGGCAUAUGAAAAACUGUGCUCUAAUUGCUACUGCUUAUUGCAUGCCAAGAUGUUUGUAUAAACGAUAUAAGUAAUCUUUGCCAUUUGCUGGUAAAGAUUCAUCGAUGUGCAAUAAUUUGUUGACAUGUUCUUACUUAAAGGGAAAAUAAGGCAUCUCUUUAGUAAGACCACGAUUUGUUUAGUGAUGUAAUGAAAUGUGUUCAUGAUUUUGUGAUGCAUGUGGAUGUUCCAUGUUAUUAAAGCAAAUGACUCGGCGUCAUGUUCAGGAAAGACUGAUGGAAGUGUAUUAGUGACGACAAACAUUGUUUCAGUGUGAUUUUGUGUAUCAAUGUUAAAUGUGUGAUGUUUGUAUAUGAAAGAGGAGUAUUUCAUGGUAAACUUUUAAAAUUGCAUUUACACAUUGCACAAUUGACACCCAACAAUGUUGAAGUACAAAAUCGCGUUCGUUGAAUCUUGUCAAUAUAUGCAUUACAAGAUUCACUUUUGUAAAUGCCUGUGUCAUGUAAUACAAGAAAAUAAAGCUUACUUAUAUGUGGUAGUAUAUUGUCUUAUCACAUAGAAAAACUAUUGCAGUAACAUAUUUUACGUAGGUGUUUUACUUGGAAAUGUCUUGUAGUAAUUAAAAAUCUGUACAAAUACAAAUAGCUUUCUUGCAGUAGGUACCUGUAGUAAACAUAAAAAACUUGAAAUGCUUGAUGUGAAAAGAUGCAUAAUGUUGACGGUUGAGAUGAAAGCCUUUUAACUGUUGAAUAUUUCUGCAUUGGAUACAAUAGUGUUACACUGAACACUUGUUUUUUAUGUUUUGAACAGAACAGUUUCAAUAUUGUUGGGUUUCAGUUGUAUGUGAUCGUAACUGAAACUGAUCUAUCAUGAAGCAAUAUCAUAUUAAAACUUCCAGUAUUGUAUGCCAUAUUUUUGGAAUUCUAUAUCAUAUUUUUGAAAUUGAAAAUUAGUAUGUUUAUGUACAGAUAUGCUUGUUAAUCAUUGGGUGUACCAAGUGAAUACUUACUGCUCAAUCAUUUUGGAAUCUUGUUGUUGAUGUCGAUAUGUUUAGCUAGUUGAAUCAUGUGUUGACAACAAUAUUCUGUGGUGAAUUGCUAGGUUUAAUAUAUUUGAGUAUUUUUGAGGGAUAUCAGAAUCAUACAUUACAUGAGCCUUGUUGUGAGAAAACGGGGCUUAAUGCAUGUGCGUAAAGUGUCAUCCCAGAUUAGCCUGUGCAGUCUGCACAGGUUAAUCAGGGACGACACUUUCCGCCUUAACUGGAUUUUCGUGUAGAAGAGACUUCCUUUAAACGAAAAAUACCAUAAAAGCGGAAAGUGUCGUCCCUGAUAAGCCUGUGCGGACUGCACAGGCUAAUCUGGGAUGACACUACACACAUGCAUUAAGCCCCGUUAUCUCAGAACGGGUCUCACAUUUACAUUGAUGUGCCCUUGUGUACAGACUAAGCAUCUGAUCUCUUGGUAAACAAAUGCUUAUUGAAAUAUAAUUGAAUAUUUUUUUGUAUAAAAAAAUUGUGCAUGACUUGUGAAAAUAGUUCAGUUUUGACUUCCUGUUAUGAAGUAUAUUCAGGAUAAAGUGCUUUUUUACCUUUCUAUGUUAAAAUGUGCACUUGUGAAGCUUUUAAAACAUUUAUUGGAUUUUAUUUUAAUCAAACCUGAAGUAAUAAAUGUAUACACAGAUUAAAACAGAUCACAACAAAGUAAAUGUUCAACUCAAAUUAUAUUAUUGUUUUCUUUUCUUUUCUUUAUAUAAAUCAACACAAAUAUGUCCUAAAUUGAUGAUAGUGUGUUCAUGAAUCAUCUCCAAGGUUUAUUGUUCACUGGCCAUUCUAUGACAAAGGAGAAUAUUCAUCCUGACUCUUGUUUUUGUUUACAAUUUCAGACAUUUAGAGAGUAUUUUUAUGUGGUCUGUUUACACACUUGCUGAACAUUUUUAGCAGAAAGAUGCUUUUAUUUUUACAAAUUUGUUGUGGCAUCAUGCAGUGCAAAUUAGCUUUUGCUUAAGAACUGAGAUGCACAAACUAAUUUCUUUCUUUUUCUUCAAUAUUUAAGUACAUAUUUUGUCUUUUAUAGAAAGCGUUACUGGCUUUCUUAAAAUACCCGUAAAAUGUUAAUACUAGAUUCUAUGUAUAAAGAAAUUAAUGCACUAUGUUAUAUUUUAUUUAAGAAAAUAAUGUGUUUUUUGGGCAAAUAUUUGUUCUUUAUUUUAUGUUUUUAAUAGUGCUUAAGAAUUUAAUUUCAAAAUUCAUUUCUCGCCAAUUGUAUUGGAUAUUUUGUUGUUGUUUUUUAGUUUUAGUAAAUCAUGCUUCCAGGCUUAUUAUGCUCAGCGUUUUACUGAUUUUUGUUAUGAGUUUUAAAUUCAGAGCAAUACUAAGUGUACAUGAAGACAGCUUUGUUAUUUUAGCUAUAUAGUUUAUAUGAUGUGUUUAUUAUGAUGUCAUGUUUGUUACGGUUUUUGUUUUUGAUAAAUUUAUGUUUUGAAUGUGUGAAACAGGUUUGCUUGCUAGUUGUUAAGGAAGACUAUCAAAUAAUAUUAGGUGGCUUAAUUCCUGUUUUGUAGUUCACCCUUGUCAAAAAAAAAUCUGACCUUGGUAGCUGUUAGACCAUAGUAUAGCUUUUUUCCACUAAAAUCAUCAGACCUUGUCUAUCGACUGAUGAUGUUUAUGGGCUACACUGCAAUAAAAAUAAUUUCAUUUCCAACCAUGCAUCAAACUUAUUCAAAUAAACACUCAUAUUGAGCAUCCAUAAAUGUGUGAAUAUGUCAUAAAUUUGAGGAGAAAAGUUCUUUAAUUCAAAUAAUUUGUAGAUUAUUGGGUAGAUCCAUUUAAUAAAAUCUUAGACGUAACUAGUAAAAAAGAAUUUUUAUUGCUUUACCCAUCAAAUCUAAGGUAUAAGCAAGGUCAGGUGAAUAAUAAUUUGAGAAAAUGUUGUAAAUGUUAGAACAUAAGCUCAGAUCAUUUCAAGAUUAUUUGGUUGAUCCAUUAACUAGUGUGUUAGUUUAUUACCGGUUUAAAAACAUUACUUUUUAUUGCAUUAUCGCCAAAACAAAGGUUAGAGCAAGGUCAGUUAAUAAAUAAGUUUAAAAUGGUACAUUUUAAUUCACUGUUAAAGGGAGAGUACUCAACAAUGAUAAUUGAGCCACCAGAUAUGACAGAAAUACUAAAUGUUGUUCUUGCUGUAGUUUAGUGACUUAUUGUGCAAUAAAAAACACAGAGAAUCGUAAUGCUGCUUAGUUUAGGAUAAAUCAUUUUAGUUGCUUGAAUUAUUAUUGAGAACUAAUUUGGCUAAAGACAGUGCUUUUACAUUUUUUGUUUUAAAAAGGUUAUUGACAAUUGUAUUGUUUUUGAUAGAAAUUUAUUAAAAUUCACAUUUGAAAAUAAUGUAAAACACGAGAGACAGAUUAGAAUAAAGUAUGCAGACUGAU
Messenger RNA from Dreissena polymorpha, 5235 nucleotides. Its product is annotated as zinc finger protein 486-like. Gene Ontology annotation, biological process: regulation of transcription by RNA polymerase II. The coding region runs from base 88 to 1572 and encodes 494 amino acids. Gene Ontology annotation, molecular function: DNA-binding transcription factor activity, RNA polymerase II-specific; RNA polymerase II cis-regulatory region sequence-specific DNA binding. Lineage: Eukaryota; Metazoa; Mollusca; Bivalvia; Myida; Dreissenidae. The transcript is spliced from 9 exons. The record is from RefSeq and is a predicted model, not a curated record.